Molecule: messenger RNA, 909 nt
Organism: Carassius auratus (goldfish)
Lineage: Eukaryota; Metazoa; Chordata; Actinopteri; Cypriniformes; Cyprinidae
Product: ferritin, middle subunit-like
Exons: 4
Coding region: 179-712 (177 amino acids)
Biological process (GO): iron ion transport; intracellular iron ion homeostasis
Cellular component (GO): cytoplasm
Molecular function (GO): ferrous iron binding; ferric iron binding
Source: RefSeq, a predicted model, not a curated record
CGUAUAUAAACACGAAGGCGCAGGUUACGCCUCAGUUUCAGGAAGAUUCGCAGAGGUUCUUGCUUCAACAGUGAUUGAACGGAACUUCGAUCUCGCUGGAAAUUCCAUUCGAAAACAUCUUGAUAUUUAUUCUUUUUUUACCAACACUUUUGUAAUAAAACUAUAAAAAUCCGCCGAAAUGGAUUCUCAGAUUCGCCAGAACUAUGACCGCGACUGCGAGGCUCUGAUCAACAAGAUGAUCAACUUGGAGCUUUACGCUGGAUACACCUACACCUCCAUGGCUCACUACUUCAAACGGGAUGAUGUCGCCCUUCCUGGUUUUGCCAAGUUCUUCAAGGAGAACAGCGAGGAGGAACGCGAGCAUGCUGAGAAGUUCAUGGAGUUCCAGAACAAGAGAGGGGGACGCAUCAUGCUUCAGGAUGUAAAGAAACCUGAUCGUGAUGUGUGGGACAAUGGACUGACUGCUAUGCAAGCUGCUCUUCAGCUGGAGAAGAACGUCAACCAGGCUCUGCUGGAUCUGCAUAAGGUCGCCUCUGGGAAGGGAGACCCUCAUCUGUGUGACUUCCUGGAGACUCACUACCUGAAUGAGCAGGUUGAGGCCAUCAAGAAACUUGGUGACCACAUCACCAACCUUUCCAAGAUGGAUGCUGGCAACAACAGGAUGGCAGAGUACCUGUUUGACAAGCACACCCUGGAUGGAGGCAGCAGCUAAAUAAACCCCUUAGAUCAUCUACAUGCUACAAAGCUUCCAACUAUACUGUAUGCAGAAAAAAAAAACAUUUAGAGGCAUUUAGCUCUUUUGAUUGGUCGUAUUGUGAUUUUUAUUCCUCAAGCUGAUGCUUUUGUGUUUAAUGUACAUUAAUUGGUUUUAACCAAGUGAAUUAGAUGAAUAAACAUUUUUGGCUGGAA